AUGUCCUCUACAGACGCGCAAUGUUCAAAGGAUAAGUCAGAGAACGAUACAUCUGUUAUCACCGAUAGUCAGAAUACUGAUAAACAAAGUGUCUCGAGUCAGGGUAAAUUAGCCAGCGAGGACUAUCGCCGGAAGUCGACGAAUAACUGUAAAAGUUGUGGCAAGGUUGUGUGGAAAGCAGACAUCUGUACAUCAUGUCAGAAGGAGAACGCUGAACCUGUCGAUGCCACCCCAGACCGUGCUGACAACCAAAGGUCUUCUGCUAUUUCACCACAACAGUCCUUGUUGUCAAGCCCAGAUAUCCUGGGGGAUACAAGACUCGUGGAAGUCUCAAUGCAUGCUGUUCCUGACCCGAGCUCGAAAUGUAAGGCACAACCUUCGAUGGCACGAUCCAUCAAAAGAAAGAGAGAGUCCCUUACAAUGUUUUCGAAGAAACGGCUCAAACCUGACUUGAGUAUUCUAACAAAAGCUUCCUUGGAAGACGUCUCGAAGAUACCAGCUAUGCUCGAGUCAACAUCUCAUGCUCCGAAGCAGGGGAGUAGCACUGGUACUCGGCGAACACAAGAACAAGACAGGCGAGAAGAGGAAGAAGUCAUCUCGUUCCAGAAUGUGAUCUCAGAAGUGAAAUCGGCAAGGACUGAAGCACAAGUUUCAAACAUUAGCUCUACAGAUGAGAUUGCCGACCAUGCGGUCGAACAUGAUGAUCCAACAUUAGACCACACUGAAGAAACACCGGUAAUCACGGAGCCUGAUACGCUCAGUGAUGCUAGCUUUGGCGACAAUGAUUCGGAUGCCCCACUAGCUCGGAGACGUCCUAAUUCACGACCUGACCAAGAAACAAACCACAAGCAAGAUCUAUGGUCCGAUACUACGAAUAAGUCACAAGAAGCAGAUGUACCUCCUAGCAACCCUGGUAUCGAGGUAAAUGAAAUAGAUGACAGCAGUGACAUUCGUCCGCCCCGUCGAUCACGACCAUGUGAUUGCAGCACAAAGCAUAACAAGUGUUUACAUAACGAGCAAGGUGAAUUAGAUGUUCGCAGAUGCUUUGUGUGGAUGUCCGAGGGACAUCACCGCAAGUCCAAUCGUGGUCGACAACAACUUCAGGACAUCGCAGAAGCGACCCAGCGAUAUUUUCAGUUCUGCGAGAACGGCGACGGCCUCGAUCCUUACAGCGAGGGAGCUCGACUCAAGUAUUUGCAGCAUCAACAAUCCGGUCAAGCGAUUCAGGGUUAUUAUAUCACAUCCGAUGCUAUCAAUACAUCACCACACCCGCAUACCCGCUCUCUCAACAUUCCGGAUAGCCGUCUAUCACUAAGGGCGCCAGAUAUCAGAUACGAGGAUGUCGUAUCAGAAUCUGCUGUAGAAAUCACACCAUCAAGGCUAAUUUUCGAAGUUCAAGAUGAUAUACAAGAGCUGCAGCAGCAGCAGCUAACCAUUCGAAAUGUGUCUAGAACUCGUCAUCUGAUAUUCAAAAUUAUUCUGCCAGAUUUUGUUUCCAUGGAUAUCAAAGUCGACCCAAGCAAAGGCAAUAUCGAGCCGCAAAGUUCAUUCACCAUUAAGGUCGCGGUGGCUCUGAUUGCAGACAAAAAUUAUUGUUUUACGGAACUCGAUUCUAAGACGAGCACUGGUGCCGAAUUAGAGAUUGGCUAUGCUUACCUCAAAGGCGCAUCAGUCGAUGAUGUGGGCUGGUUUCAGCAAGAUUUUUCGGCGAGGAGAAAGGUGACGCUUAAAUGCAUAGAUUUGCGACUGUCAAAGAAGCGGGAUACUACCGUGUUCCAAACAGAUGCUUCCCAAUCAACAGAAAAAAUGCCUGUAACCAACUUGCCACUGUCCAAAGUCCCAGCAGCGCCACUUGCCAGCGAUACAGCUUUAAGCUCGGGAUUGCAAGCAAGACGUAACAAAGUCGGUCAUGACUUUUAUGAUCUGUACUUUUAUCAUUUGCACAACGCUACCGCUGUUGUGGACGCAGUGCUCCGGGGCAUGCGGAAGGAUAAUACGUUGAGUAUUAUCAAAGUGAUCCAGCUCGCUCAUUCUCGGAUGUAUCAUCGCCUUGUGUCUGCACGUUCAUUGAAUAAAGCAGGGUUCGAGCAACUUGGUCUUAGAGAUGUCAGGAAAGCUCUCGAGGAGUAUGCGGAACAACACCACGCCGAAGUGCAAACCCCUCUGGAGUCCGGUUGGACUAGGGACGGCCACGAUGUGAUAUGGAAGAUUGGUAAGCCGCAUACAGCGAAUCACCUUCACAUCUCUUCUCCUCUACCUAGAGCCGAUCAACCUACAGAACGCAUCGGGUCGUUGGGGAUGCCGAAAGUGCUUAACAGCGAACCUCUCACUGCUGUGACCAGCACGAUCCAGGAUGCGCUCAAUGAAUCGUCACAGCGACCAUCGAUCAAGCUGAUAUUGAAAGUUCCGAAUGGUCCACAGAGUUUCGAUAGACAGUCUGCAUCUACUGCUUCGUGUAAUACCACAUCUACUCUACCAGAAUCUAGAACCCAGCCACCCUUGGCGGCAAUAUCGGAAAGGUUGGCGAACUUUCCACCAACACCAGAAAGCGAUCGACCGACGCCUCAGCGAGAGGGUUUGAACAACCAUGACGUCGAUGCAAGUGAUAUGGUAGACACCAAUAACGAGAACAAGAACAUGCAUGUGCAAGAUGUGAUGGCUCGGAUGAGAGCGUGCGGUAUUCAGUUUGAAGACGCGAAUGAUGAGGACUCUAGCGACGAAUCCAUCAUUCUACCGGGGCAGCAUGUGUCAAAGCACAUCACGUCUGGGGUCAAGUUCACGAAUGACAGUAUUCAACUAUCGCGGAUCACGAAGAAGCAGGGACUGAAGCAUACAGCCCGCCAACGACUGAUACAAGAUCGUCAAAGAUCGCGAAACGUCCAAAUGAGUGGUAACCCACAUGAAGAAUGUGACAAGAAGCACGCUAAGCAACCACGACUUACUGCCUGGGUGGACCGAAAGAUUCUAACAGACAGGACGGCGGACAGAUAUGCUCCAGACACCAUAAGCUCUAAAGUGGAGAAGAUAAGCUACAGGCAGUUUCUUGGUAUUUCUGGAGACUUGGAGACCGAGCCCUGCGUGGUCAGAAAUGGAAAGAGUAUACAAUUGGCAUUUCGAGAAAAGCAAGCACGGUACGGAGAGAUAGGUCGUGUAAGGAGCAAGAGGCUGAAGGGACAAUUUUGGCCAGCAACUGUUAGGUGA
Molecule: messenger RNA, 3201 nt
Organism: Lithohypha guttulata
Lineage: Eukaryota; Fungi; Ascomycota; Eurotiomycetes; Chaetothyriales; Trichomeriaceae
Exons: 2
Coding region: 1-3201 (1066 amino acids)
Source: RefSeq, a predicted model, not a curated record